Molecule: messenger RNA, 2819 nt
Organism: Odontomachus brunneus
Lineage: Eukaryota; Metazoa; Arthropoda; Insecta; Hymenoptera; Formicidae
Exons: 2
Coding region: 1359-1838 (159 amino acids)
Source: RefSeq, a predicted model, not a curated record
AGAAAUCGUAUAAACAUUUUUUUCAAAUGAAAGUUUGUUUUUUUACGUAGAAUAAAAUUUCGUAAUAAAAAAUAUAUGUUUCUGUUUAAAAAAGCGAAGUUGAUCUCGACCUGACCUUGGCGGCGCUAUGCAAGGUCAAAUCAUUGGUCAAUAUCGCCUUAUGUUCCCUAUCGAACCAUAUAACUUUUGUCUGAAAUAUUUUUCCGUAUCUUCCAUAUUUUUUGAGAUUUUUGCCUGGGGUUUUAAAACGGGACCCUUGUAUAUUUAGUGUUUUCAACGCUAAUAAUAUAUAUAUUUUUUUUUGUUAAAUUUCAACGAUUUAUUAGCAUGUUUCAGAUAAUUGAUAAUGUAUGAUUAUGUUGUCUAAAUAAUAAAAAAACAACUGGCACUUCAUAUUUAUAAGGGGAACCCGGCAGUCUCUGAUUACCGAUUUUAAUAAAACAUUAUGGGUGUGUAGUAUUCACACAUACAUUAAUUACAGUAAAGCCGCAGAACUCACUAUUCAGCCAUUCUCGAGAAAAUGGCAAUAAAAAAAAUAAGAAUAUUUCCAGUACGUAUAAGUAUCGUUACAGAAGAACAAUUUCGAGUUGGCGGCGUAGCGUUUCUGGUAAGACGUUGAUUACUACGCUCAGGGUUCCAGGUUCGAUCCCCGAGGACGAGAUUUUUUUUCAUUUAAAUUUUAUAUUUUCAAAUUGUUAUAUACAAUUUUUUAAUCGUUUUUAAUUAUUUCAUAUAAAAUCUGUUAUUUUUUUAAAUCCAGGAAAUUAAAGAAUUCAAGGAAUUUAAAAAUGUUCUUUUAUUAUUAAUCAAAUUAAAAUUUCUCAUGAAUACAAAAAAUUACAAUAACAAUUUACAAUGACUGUUUUAAGAACGUCGUAUAAAUCGUUAUACCCAUAAUGGUCCCCACGUAAAACGGUUUUGUUCUUUUGUUCGAGACUUUAGCAGGUAUACAAAAUUUUUCGUCUAACGGAAAAACCGGUAGUAGCAACACAGUCGUCCUUCGAGUUAGACGUGCUCCUUGUAUUUCGCAAGAUAUAUUUGUGCUCAUUUAUUUGCAAUAUGGAUAUUCCGGGACUAUCAACGAGCGCUAGUAUAAGAGAAGAAGAGCAUCAAGAUGUUGAUAAUAAACUGCUCUUAAAAAGUGCUCUAAACAUAAGCGAGAAGUUGCUUGCUGAAAAUGAUUACAUUCCAAAGGAGUUCGUGAAAGAACUUUUAUCAGAAAAGGCAAUAGUUAUGGGCCACAAAAUAUAUAAUCGCAUGGUCGAUAUGGUUAAUGAGAUGCGUCUCGUUGAGGAGGAAGAACUAAUGCUUUCAUCUGAAGAAAAUAUUGAUAACAGUUUUAUUGAUUGUGCAUCAAUAUGUGCAUCAACAGAAGAAUCGUCAUCAUCACAUUCAUCCGCACUUUCGGAAGAGUGGAUCGAUUCUCCAAAGAAAAAAAAUUCAUAUCAAUAGAUUUAGAUUACAAACGGAAAAUUGUAACCAUGGCGAAAGAACAUUCUAAUUGGUCGCUACAAACAUUACAGAGAAAAGGAACACAUUGUUUAAAACAUAAAAGCGAUUUAAAACAAUGGGAAAAAGAUGUAUUAUCUGGUGGGACACGAUUUGAUAAACUGUCUGCCAUCAAUUCUUGGACACUUGAUCGAUUUAAAGAAGCUAGAGAAAAAUUCGAGCAAGUCACAACAAGAACAUUGCAACAAUGUGUAAUGGCUGCUGCGCAACAAUUCCUCUCCAGCACAUUUACAUUUUCAGCAGGAAAAACAUGGGCUGAUGAUUUUAAACGAAGAAAUAAUAUUCGGCAACGACGGAUUACUAAAUACGUUACUGAAAAAGAAGUAUGAGGAAUGGACGAAGUUUUGGCUGCUGCAGAUAGAUUUAGAAAACAAAUUGAACUACUUUUGCAAAAUUUUCACCAAGAUUUUAUAAUUAAUACAGAUCAAACUGGUUGCCAAUAUCAGUCAACGAUUGAUCGGACAUUAGCAUAUGAAAUCUGUAUUUGUUGAAAAGAAGUCUUCAUAAAAUUUCUCAUUUAUACACAGCCCAAUACGCAUUAACUUAUUCAGGAAAGCUUGUACCAAAAGUGUUUCUCUGUUUAUAAGAAACUGGAGACAAAUUUGGUCCAAUAAUACAAAAACAAGUUGAUGUUCUUGUUGAAUUUGGAAACGUCAUCGUCAAAUGUUCUAGAUCAGGAAAGGUAAUUACAAAUGUUUAUAAAGACUUCUUAAAAAAAAUAUUACAGCCAUAUGUAAAAAAUGAAAAGUUUAUAUUAAUAAUAGCUUCUUGAGGUGGUCAAACAAAUUCACAAAUAUACGAUGAAAUUUUUGUAAAUGAUGAGGAUAUUCUAUCUUGUCAAAUAAAAAUUAUUCCGCCAAAGUGUACUUCUUUAUGUCAGCCAUGCGACGUAUAUUUUUAUAGACAAGUUAAAAAUCUCAUCAAAAAAUUACAAAAUUGUACAUAUCUCCUUAAAGGCAAUAGAGAAAUAGCCAAUCGUGAGGAUGCUAUUAAAAUACAAUCUUUAAUUCAAAAUCGAUUAAGCGUACCAAACUUUUAUGACAUGUUAAAAUAUGCAUGGUUUGCAUCUAAAAUAACAAAUGAAAGAAGUCUUCUCAAAAACGUUUGUUUUCCAGAUUCUAUUAAUAAAACAAAAUGUACAGACUGUGUGUAUGAAAUGUCAAUGAUUUUAUGUGUAUGGUGCAAUGAACCAUUAUGUUUUAAUUGUUUUUAUGAUAAAUACUACCCUGAAAGCUGUAAAUUUAUUGUAAGACAGUCAUUGUAAAUUGUUAUUGCAAUUUUUUGUGUUCAUGAGAAAUAAUUUGAUUAAU